Molecule: messenger RNA, 2542 nt
Organism: Delphinapterus leucas (beluga whale)
Lineage: Eukaryota; Metazoa; Chordata; Mammalia; Artiodactyla; Monodontidae
Gene: ETNK2
Product: ethanolamine kinase 2
Biological process (GO): phosphatidylethanolamine biosynthetic process
Cellular component (GO): cytoplasm
Molecular function (GO): ethanolamine kinase activity
Source: RefSeq, a predicted model, not a curated record
CGUUCCCGCGGCCCCCGCCCCGCGGCCCGUGAUGUCACAAUCGCGGCGGGCCCCGGCGUUCCCGGGUCGGCUUCGGCUUCGGGCGCCCGGCUGCGAGGCGGCGAUUGAAGCGGGCCGCUGGCUCCUGAGUCAUGGACUUCCCCAGGCCCCUCCUCUACCACUCCCACUCCCGCGCCGGGCCCCCCCGCGGGGGCUAGCGUCCGCGCGGCGGCUCCGAGGGGGUGGGGCUGCAGGGAAUGGCUGUGCCCCCUUCGGCUCCCCUGCCGUGCUCGCCCUUUUACCUGAGGAGGCAGGCGCCUUGCCCGCAGUGCUCAUGGGGCAUGGAGGAGAAGGCUGCGGCCGGCGCGGGCUGCCGGGAACCGCCGGGCCCCCCGAGGGCCGCCGCCGUCCCGUGCUUCGGCAUAUCCGUGGACCAGGACGACAUCCUCCCCGGCGCCCUGCGCCUCAUCCGGGAGCUGCGGCCACAUUGGAAGCCCCAGCAAGUUCGGACCAAGCGCUUCACUGAUGGCAUUACCAACAAGCUGGUGGCCUGCUACGUGGAGGAGGACAUGCAGGACUGUGUGCUGGUCCGGGUGUACGGGGAGCGGACAGAGCUGCUGGUGGACCGGGAGAAUGAGGUCAGGAACUUCCAGCUGCUGCGAGCACAUGGCUGCGCCCCCAAACUCUACUGCACCUUCCAGAAUGGGCUGUGCUACGAGUACAUGAGGGGCAUGGCCCUGGGGCCAGAGCACAUCCGUGAGCCCCGGCUCUUCAGGCUGAUUGCCUUAGAAAUGGCAAAGAUUCACACCAUCCACGCCAACGGCAGCCUGCCCAAGCCCAUCCUCUGGCACAAGAUGCACAAUUACUUCACCCUUGUGAAGAACGAGAUCAACCCCAGCCUUUCUGCAGAUGUCCCUAAGGUCGAGGUGUUGGAACGGGAGCUGGCCUGGCUGAAGGAGCACCUGCCUCAGUUGGACUCCCCUGUGGUGUUUUGCCACAAUGACCUGCUCUGCAAGAACAUCAUCUACGACAGCACCAAAGGUCACGUACGGUUCAUUGACUAUGAAUAUGCCGGCUAUAACUACCAAGCUUUUGACAUUGGCAACCAUUUCAAUGAGUUUGCAGGUGUGAAUGAGGUCGAUUACUGCUGGUACCCAGCGCGGGAGACCCAGCUGCAGUGGCUGCGCUACUACCUGCAGGCACAGAAGGGGAUGGCUGUGACCCCCAGGGAGGUGGAGAGGCUCUAUGUGCAAGUCAACAAGUUUGCCCUGGCGUCUCACUUCUUCUGGGCACUCUGGGCCCUCAUCCAGAGCCAGUUCUCCACCAUCGACUUUAAUUUCCUCAGGUAUGCAGUGAUCCGAUUCAACCAGUAUUUCAAGGUGAAGCCUCAAGUGUUGGCCUUGGAGAUGCCAAAGUGACCAGCGUUCCCAUCCGUCCCCUCCCAUCUGCCGGCCAGACCUGUUCUCCAGGGCUCCAUUCUGCUCUGGGGUCUUCACCUUUGGACAAGGUGGGCGAGGGGACAGGUGGGUGUCCCAGAAGGCUCUGCCCCUGUCGCCAGCCCCCAGUGAUGCUUCUGGUGACCAUUCUUGGUUGGAGGGGCUGAUAGGCCCCAGCUCUGGGGGUCCUCUUCACCUUGCCAGACUGGGUGGUGGGGAGUGCCUGCAGCCUGCCAGGGCUCAGACCACAGCCACCCUGGAAAGGCUGGCAUUCCCAGCCCUGGGCCAUCCUGGCAUCUGGGCUGCCUUAGAUGUGUCUUUGACCUUCCUGGCUUGGGGAAGGGGGAAGGUGGGAGGGCUCCUUUCUACCUCCAGGGCCCUGAGCCUCCAGCCUGUUUACCCCUGCAUGCCCCAUGUGGGAGGUGCUGAGCCCAGACCAGCAUCCUGCCGACUCUGACGGAUGGAUGUACAUAUCUUGGGGGGGGGGUCUAGAAUUGGGUUUGAUGGCUCCCCCAGCAGCCGCCUCAUCUGAGAUUACUCCCUUUCUCCAAACCACAUCCAACCAAACAACCCCGCCCCGAACCUCAGCCUGAGGACGUGUGCUCUCCUCCAGUGCCCUUUCUGCUCCAGGCUUGUGUUCUGUACCUCUGCCGCCUGCUGGGAGGGAAGGCAAGGGAAUGGGCCACCAAAGCCUGGCUCUGCUUCAUGCUGUGGCUUGGCCAGAGGGGACAGAGCCAGGAGUGGGGUGGCCGGACAAUAGCCAGCAGGCUCCUGCCUUGUUCCCUCCCUUGCCCUCCAGGCCCUCACUUCCAAGGAACAGUCUCUCCAUGUCCACCUUCUGUCCUGAAGUUGACCCACGGUCUCCACACUGGGGAAUGACUAGUGGGAGUCUAAGGGCAGGGGCCAGGGACCACCGGGGCUUGCCCAGCCUGCAGGAGCCUGGGUGGGGUCGGUCGUGAAGGUGCUGAAGGAGCUGUUGCCCCGACUCUCAAUGGCCUCCACCUCCUUUCUGCCCUCACAGCCUCUCAGGCCUUUCUGGCUCUGGCCUAUAAAAUUUUUCAUUUGUAAAUUAUCAUGGUUUUCUGCAUUAAAACGGCCAUUUAUGGACCACUCUGUGUCUGAGUGCC